GUUAAAACCUGGUCCCAGGAAGUGUAAGUUGGACUGAUGAGGACCAAACAGUGUCUGUUUGUCUUUCAAUCAAAGGUUUUGAUUCAUUCAAACAUUACUGACAAGAGAAGUCUGACAACAAGUUUCCUCAUGAAACUUUCUCUGAAUGAACAACAUGUCAGGAAGUCCAGAGAGAAGAAAUCCAUCACAUGUGUCAGAGGAUGACUUUUCUCUCUUUCUCUCCAUCAGAUUUCUCUCAACUUGAACUGGACACAAACUCAAUGAACAGAAACCUCAAACUGUCCAACAACAACAGGAAGGUGACACGUGUGGAGGAAAAUCUGCCGUAUCCUGAUCAUCCACACAGAUUUGAAGGCUGGCCUCAGCUGCUGUGUAGAAAUGAUCUGAUUGGUCGAUGUUACUGGGAGGUCGAGUGGAGCGGAAAGGUUUAUAUAUCAGUGAGUUACAGAGGAAUCAGGAGGAGAGGAGGUUGGAAUGAAUGUGUGUUUGGAUGUAAUGAUCAGUCCUGGAGUCUGAACUGCUCUGAUCAAGGUUACUGUGUCUGUCACAAUGACAGACAAACAUCCAUCUCCUCCUCCUCCUCCUCUGGUAGAGUAGGAGUGUAUAUGGACUGUCCUGCUGGCUCUCUGUCCUUCUUCAGAGUCUCCUCUGACUCUCUGAUCCACCUCCACACCUUCAACACCACAUUCUCUCAACCUCUCUAUGCUGGAUUUACACUCUGGUCCUCUGGUUCUUCAGUGAGUCUGUGUCCUCUGUAGGAAGGACGGUCUCUGUCUCUGACAGCAGUCCUGUCAGCACCAAUCAGAGAUCAGAGAACAUCAGUGGAGUUCAGCAGGGCUCACAGACGGAGCCUCCAACACUUUGUAAAUAUGUGGUCAGUUUAAGUUUCAGGACGUUUUCUAACCUCCUCAAGUCUUUGUCAGCAGCAGUGGAGACGAUGAGGACAGGACUCUUCUGAUCACAGUUUGAUGUUUGUCUUUAUGUUCAGGCCAGCGGGUCCUGAUUGGACCAGUCUGGUCUCAGCUGGACUGAUUGAAGGAGAGUCUGACUGAGAGUCUGAGUCUGUCAGUCUGCUGACAGGCUGGAAGUGAAGCUCUUUUUAACACUGAUGGACUCAGUACCCGGAGCCUCACCAGGUUCUGUUCAGAGUGUUGAGGUGAAUUCACACUUAAUCGUAGAUUCUUUAGUCUCAGCUGAAUGAAGGGAAACGACGCACCAACCGAUCUUCUGUGUGGGCAGUCCACGCUUUUAAUCAGUACUGAGGAAACAGAGUGAUACAGGGCUCUGGGUUCUCAUCCUUGUUUCUUCACGAAACCAACCGUCCAGAAAGCUGAACAGGAAAAGAAUGAGGUGUCUGAUGUGUGAUCAUGUGUAUUUACACGCACCGCUCGCAGGCGCUUUCAGAGCUCUUCUUUCAGAUGUUGGCCGUCAUCACGGCAGAGAAAGAUGAACAGAAAUCUGCUGUUUAUUGGCUGCAGUAGUGACCAGGCUGGAGGGAAUCAAACAAUAAUACACUGAACAAAAUUAAAGACAAUUUAUAGAAGUCUUAAUAAAAUGUUGGACUAAACGUCCACAGUCCGGAUUCAGUCUCCCUUUAGGUAAUAUGUUAUUUCCAGGCUGCUGGCUUCACAUCACUGAUUAAACAGAGUCGCUGGUUCAAAUCCGGUCUUUUCAGUGUAUAGCAUUAAAAUCCUUAGGUCGCCGGUUCAAAUCUGGCUUGAAGGAGGUCUUUCCAGUCAUCGCACAUUGUAUCAGUUCGAGAAGCCUGGAUUCGGUUGUCUGAAUCGCUCUUGGAAACUGUGUUCCACAGAUGGCGAAAGAAAGUGGUUCUACAGCCGUGUUUGGGCUUCCUUUCAAGGUGUGACCUGUUCUCUUCAGUUACUGGCAGGUCCCUCCACUUCAAGGUGACAGUUACCUUUGUCACAAAAACAUUAAACUAAGUCCAUGAAAGGUCUUCUCGAGUAGUUGAAGCCCCAAACGUAAGUCCGCUGUAAGCCAAUCCGCUCCUUUGCAGCUUUUCAUUAGAAAGAGGACUUUUCAGAAAACUGACCUGUGGGCUUUAGAAUAGGUCAAGAUCACUGUCAGCAGGCAUGUUGCUGACUUUUCAAGAAGUGACAAAUGAUGGCAGAGAGUUCGGGUAUAGAGUUGUUGAGUGUUUGAAUCAAAGGAUAAGUCGUUGCCCAAAGUCAUUCCGGGAAAAGAGAAAAGAGGAAGCUUGACUCAGUCCAAUGUAGGCCAGUCUGAUCCUGUCUCAAACCUUCAUGCUGUCAGUUCCACUGGGAAUGUCUUUUUUCUUUCAUCUGGAAAAGCCGUUGGAAAAAUGUGGACAGCUCAGUGGGUGGAGCGGGCCUCGAGGACCAGGGUUGAGAUGCCCUGGUGUAAAUGACAGGACUCCCCUCAGAACUAUGGUCACAAAAAUCUUCAUGCACUAUUUGCUGAUCUUCAUCUGACUUUGCGUGGAUUCUGCUGUCCAAUGUUCUGCUUUUUUUUUUUUUUUGUGAAGGGUAUAUUUUUUUUUCUGAGCUGAAAUAGCUCAACUGGGAGAGCGUCAGCCUGAAGAUUUAAAGGUCCCUGGUUCAAUCCCAGGUUUCGGAAAGCGCUGCUCAACUUCUUAAUGGAAUUCAUCAAGAUCAGUCGUCUGCUGGAAAACCUCAAGAGCCACUGUUCACUGCUACAAACAAAAAUGUGGAUGCUUUUAUAUCACUGACGGAGAGAACAGGCUCCAUGUGUGGUGGGAAGUUGAACUCUGCUGUGAAUCCCAAGUUCUGGGGAACUUAUGGAAGGAGAAGGAGCAACAGUUGCCAACCUAAGUUUCACUUUUCACGUUUCAAGAUGGCAGGAGUGGACCGUGUGGAUGAAGUGGGAGAGUACCUGCUGGAGCUGCGGCCACAGCCUGGCCUGAGUGUGAACAGCCAGUGGGCCAGUGCCAUUGUGGUAGCAGCAGUUUUUCUGACUUCCAAUGUUUCAUUCAAAUGAUGAGUUGUUCUCCAGAGUUCCUGGCAGGUUCCUACCAUGAGCCUCCAGUUGGACGAAAUAGUGACCUUUGUCAUCACAUGAAACAUUUUUACAGAUUUCACAGGGAUGGGGUGAAAGUGCCCUUCGUCCGAUGUGAACCAGUGUGAUCCAGUUUGAAACCUUCGUUGCCUCUAUUAUUGAGGGAAAUUUUUUUUUUCUCAGCUGGAAGAGCUGUGCGGUGUCCUUCGAUAGCUCCACCUGAGAGCCUCUGAUCCGUAUUUGCUGAGCAAAUCACAGAGCCAAGUCCAUCUUUUGAAAGCUUAUCAUGUUAUGCGGAUCAUCUUUCACAGUCCAAUCAAUUCUUUACGUCCAUAAUUUGACAGCCUAAUCAUGUAGCGAAGUCCAUCUUUUCCAGCGCCAAUCAAAUCGCAAGGUCAGUGUUGGCGCGACAGACGACAAAUCGCUAGUGUGAUGCACUCAAAAUAUGCGAUUACAUUUUUGCAAUUAAAUUAUCAUUUUGUUUUGUUUAUAUCAAAUCACUGCAUCAUCAGUGCUUUCAAUGUAAUUAAUUUGAGAUUUAUUGUGAUCUGGACUCAGUUUAUUUGAAAGAUGAAGAGCGGAACCAAUGUGCGGAUGGCGUUGUUCCGACCAGGUUCCUCUUGGUGCGGCCCCUGCCCGCCUCCUCAGAGGAGUUUUGGGAAGAAACGCAAGUGGUUCGUGUCUUCACUUCUGUAAACACUGUUCCUGUGUUUUCCAGGUCAGUGGCUGUGAAAAUCACACAGAAUCAAAAUAGAAACUUAAGUCUCUUAUAGCGCGAGUCAGAUGUGUUUUGCGCAUGUUUUUCUCAAAGUUAAUUGAUUGAAUGAAUGAAUGAAUGAGUGGAGACAGCUCGCAGCUCAACAACGGGGGUGAAUGUAUGCACCAUGCCAUUUUUUAACAUGAGGUGUCAUGCUCCUACUUUAUAAUUCUAGGACUUGAUGCACUUAAAGAAAACUUAUACUCUGUUACAUUAAAUUAGUAUUUGUUAUGCUGGGACCCUGAUUACUUGACCACUGUGUAAAUAUGUUGUUUUUGUGCUAUUGUAAAUAUAUUAUUGUUCAGAUUUAUUGCAAAGAUACUGUGUGUUGAAAGAUUUAAUGUUAUAUUUUUGUGGAAAUUUAGUUAACUGAUCAUUUGGGUUUAUUUGUGCUUCUUCUGUGCAGCGUGUUCAAUGUAAAGAGAGUCAAAACCUCAAAUACAGAAUAUUUGUGUGAAUUAACUGUAAUAUUACACUACAUUUAAUACCAUUUUCUGGUAGUGGUGAAACUUGUAUGGAUACUCGAAGAUGAUUGAACAAAUACUGUUUGAUGUUUGCGACGGAACUGAAAAGUGAUUGUUAAAAGAAACAUAUUCUGGACGGACUAAAUACUGUGAAUUAGUAACAAAAGUACACUGAAAUAGACAAAUGUGAUGAUUUAGGUUAUUGAUUUCAUGAUUGUGUUUAAUAAAUCAGAGGAGUUUU
Salarias fasciatus (jewelled blenny) is the source of this 4456-nucleotide messenger RNA. Its product is annotated as stonustoxin subunit beta-like. Lineage: Eukaryota; Metazoa; Chordata; Actinopteri; Blenniiformes; Blenniidae. The record is from RefSeq and is a predicted model, not a curated record. The transcript has a single exon. Gene Ontology annotation, molecular function: protein binding. Bases 189 to 758 code for a protein of 189 amino acids.